This is a messenger RNA of Ictalurus furcatus (blue catfish), 1293 nucleotides long. RefSeq lists its product as uncharacterized. Lineage: Eukaryota; Metazoa; Chordata; Actinopteri; Siluriformes; Ictaluridae. The transcript has 2 exons. The coding region runs from base 406 to 1146 and encodes 246 amino acids. The record is from RefSeq and is a predicted model, not a curated record.
UCGCAAAAGAAACAAAACGGGAAAACAUCCCCCAGUUUUUGGCUGAUUGCUGUGCUGAGCUGCUCGUUUAUAAAACUCAUCCUCCUGUCAACUCUCUCCAGCCUGGGCAUCACUGGAACGGUUCUGCGCUGGGUGGAAUCCUAUCUCUCUGACAGUCACUUCAAGGUGUCAUGGAGGGGAGGUAUUUCUGAAACUCAGCAACUCACAUCUGGCGUUCCACAGGGGUCAGUUCUGGGUCCACUCCUCUUUUCUAUCUACACUACAGCUCUAGGGCAGGUGAUUGAGUCUCAUGGCUUCUCAUAUUAUUGCUAUGCUGAUGACACCCAGCUCUAUUUGUCCUUCCAGCCUGACGAUCCAUCCGUCUCUGCACACAUCUCUGCUUGCCUGUCGGACAUCUCGGUCUUGAUGAGGAAACACCAUCUUAAGCUUAACCUGGCAAAAUCUGAGCUUCUCGUCAUCCCAGCCUGUCCCUCAAUCAACCACAACCUUACUGUACAGCUCGGCUCAACCACACUCAAGCCAACCAGGACGGCCAAGAACCUUGGGGUGAUUCUUGAUGACAGCUUGACAUUUACAGACCACAUCUCAACAACUGCACGAUCCUGUAAGUUCAUCCUGUACAACAUCAAGAAAAUCAGACCCUACCUCACUGAACAGGCUACACAGAUACUAGUCCAGGCUCUUGUUAUCUCUAAACUGGACUACUGCAACUCACUACUUUCGGGCCUCCCAGCCAGCUCCAUCAAACCCCUUCAGAUAACUCAGAAUGCUGCAGCGUGCCUUGUCUUCAACCAGCCCAAGAGAACCCAUGUCACACCCCUCUUCAUCUCCCUCCACUGGCUUCCUGUAGCCGCCCGCAUCAAAUUCAAGGCCUUGAUGCUCACCUACAAGACCUUGUCUGGUACAGCACCCUCCUACCUCAACUCUCUCCUGAAGGCUUACGUUCCCUCACGCAAUUUGCGAUCGAUCAGCGAUUUACUAGUUCCCACUCAGCGUGGCUCAAGGUCCCUUUCCAGAACCUUCACACUAACUGUUCCUCAUUGGUGGAAUGAACUUCCAACCUCAAUCCGGACCGCAGAAUCUCUCACCAUCUUCAAAAAACAGCUAAAGACACACCUCUUCCGUGAACACCUAACCAACUCAUAAAAAAAUUAAUAAAUAAAUAAAAAUUUGCACUUACACUUCUACUCUGUGCACUUUGCUUCUUCUGGAACUCAAUUAAUGGAUCUUUUAUGGUAGCACUACUUGUAUUGUUCUCUGCUUGAUAUAUCGCUUUGCUUGUAUUUUUCUCAU